Messenger RNA from Culex pipiens pallens (northern house mosquito), 1212 nucleotides. RefSeq lists its product as uncharacterized. The coding region runs from base 427 to 975 and encodes 182 amino acids. The transcript is spliced from 2 exons. The record is from RefSeq and is a predicted model, not a curated record. NCBI's taxonomy places the organism in Eukaryota, Metazoa, Arthropoda, Insecta, Diptera, Culicidae.
GGUUUUUUUCCUUUGGGGGGUAAGGCACAGUAACUGGUCCAACUCGCCUGCGUUCCGGAUUCCGGCACGUAAAAAAACCAAUCUGGUGCAAGCUGACUUACCACGUCCAUCCAUCUCAAGCUGGAAAAAAGUUGGUGAGGAUCCUCCCGGGAUCUCAUCUACCUUCCUUUUUUCCGUUGAUAGCUCAAGCACCUAAAAAGUUCGGCCGAAAAGAAUGAGAAGAGCCGCUGCUGCUUCCGGCUGCGAUGAAAUAAAAGGCCGCUCUGGAGAAGAGGCAGCGCACUCCAGAUUUCCUUCAAGUCACGAUUCUGCUUCUUAGCGGUUAAGCUUUUCAGCUUCCAAAUUUUCCUUGUGCUUGUUCAACUGCUGCUGCAUCUAUUCGGCUUGGCGGCUAUCCGUUCCAUAGACACCAGUACGACGGAAAAGAUGGCCGCAAUGCCAGGGGCACGACCGGUUACGAGGGCGAGGCGGUCCAUCAAGCGCAUCGCAGCAGUCACCGAAGAAGCGUCUCCAGGUCAGUCCGGCCAAGUACCAGCCGCUGGGUCUGCCAAGGUAGAGUUCGGUGCCGCCAACAGCGCCGGGAAUGUGGACUGCGGACAGGACAGCCCGACUAGGACGGCGAGGAGAUCCAGAUGCCGGUACCAGCUGGUCUACACGGAGGAAAGCCUGGCCAGUACGGACAAGAAUAAAAUGCUGUACAUUACGCACCAUAUGGAGGUGAAACGGAUACGGUACUUGCCGGUACAGUCUGGACGAGGAGUCGAAACGUUCAGCCAGGGAAACAACGGUUGUCGACGGGAGAACUUCAGGUUACGACGAUUUUUCACUAGAGCGCCGAGAGCCUCUUUCACCAGGCUGCGGUGCGGCACAUGCCGCAAAGUGGCCAGGACAAUGAAACAUCCCCAAGGCGGUUCCGAACCUGGACAGCCACCUGUUGGUACGGGCGAAGGAGAAUGUGGCGGAGUUUUCUAUUAGUGCCUGUUGUGUACCCGGGGGAGCGAACCAAACGAGCGACUACAAAGUCGCAAGAAUAAACUAGAUUAAGCCCAGAGUCCCGGGGUGUAGCGAUCCGGUGCUCUUCGGUCUCGUUCAGAACGGCGCGGGAAAGGUCGUGUGUCUCCAGGUAGAACAGGUGAAUCUCCGCUCGGCAGUGGCUGCGUCUCGAUCUCGAGGUUGUCCAGCGGAAGUGUGCCAGGUUGAGAUUCCGCCGUU